AUGAAGUCCCGUUCAGGCACCGCAACCCUGCUGCUGCCUCUCGCUCUCUGCUUCAGCUUGAUCCCCGUGUGUCUUGGAGCUGCAAUUCCUGUUUCAUGUGAUUCCAUCUAUAAGAGUUUUGCUCAGUGUUUACUCACACUUGGGGACAGUUUGGUGGAAACACAAAAAGACCAGAGCACGCAGGACAUCGAUGCAAUCUGCAGAUCCUGGAACGCUUUCCAUGUUUGUGCCAACUCAGCUCUGGCCGGCUGUCCUGGAGAAGCAGCAGCAGUCUGGGAGUCUCUAAGACAAGAAUCCAGGAAGACGCAGUUCUCUGGAAACCUCUACGACAUGUGUGCUAGCCGCACCACCCUCGCACCCAGCACUGUGCCUGCACCCCAGAACCCUCCCACCUCCGACCAGACCAACCAGGAAACAUUGAAAGGGCAAACAAACAGGCACAGCCCCACCCUCGCCACACUGAUCUUACCUGUAUGCAGCACGUUCUUAGCUCUGCUAAUCUAG
Molecule: messenger RNA, 504 nt
Organism: Scomber scombrus (Atlantic mackerel)
Lineage: Eukaryota; Metazoa; Chordata; Actinopteri; Scombriformes; Scombridae
Gene: nrn1lb
Product: neuritin 1-like b
Exons: 3
Coding region: 1-504 (167 amino acids)
Biological process (GO): nervous system development; neuron projection extension
Cellular component (GO): plasma membrane
Source: RefSeq, a predicted model, not a curated record